GGCAGGCUGCUGCUCGCCAAGGAUCGGGACCCUGUGCGUCGGGCGAAGAGAUCCCUGAUCAGAGGAGUCUGUAGUAUCAGUUUGGAUUUCAUGGGAUCCGAAAGGAAGAGGCACCCGACUGCCAGCGCCCCGCAGCCCUUGCUCCGGAACAAAGGUGGCAGAGGUACACCCCUGCAAAGUCAGCUGCUUCUAUUAAUAAUUUCACUGGGAAUGGACAAUGGGAUGCUCUCUGGUUUUAUCAUGAUCAAAAACUGCUUCUUGCUCUGCUUCUCCAUGAAUUUAGCCAGUCAUUUUGGCUUUUCUCAAAUGCCAACAUCUUCAGGGAAAUAUGAUACCAAUGACAAUAUUACCAUAUUCACCAGGAUUCUGGAUGGUCUGUUGGAUGGAUAUGAUAACAGACUUCGCCCAGGUUUGGGAGAGCGAAUAACUGAGGUGAAAACAGACAUUUAUGUCACCAGUUUUGGUCCUGUGUCAGACACCGAAAUGGAAUAUACCAUUGAUGUUUUUUUCCGACAAAGCUGGAAAGAUGAAAGGCUUCGAUUUAAAGGCCCAAUGGAACGCCUCCCUCUUAACAAUCUCCUUGCCAGCAAGAUUUGGACUCCAGACACUUUCUUCCAUAAUGGUAAAAAAUCUAUCGCUCACAACAUGACCACUCCUAACAAGCUUCUACGCCUUAAGGAUGAUGGGACCCUUCUGUAUACAAUGAGGUUAACCAUCUCUGCUGAAUGCCCGAUGCAGCUAGAAGACUUUCCCAUGGAUGCACAUGCCUGUCCAUUAAAAUUUGGGAGCUAUGCUUAUCCCAAUUCUGAAGUGAUCUAUGUGUGGACUAACACACCAGCCACAUCUGUGGUGGUAGCAGAGGAUGGGUCUAGGCUUAACCAGUAUCACUUAAUGGGACAAAGUGUAGAUUCAGAAAACAUCAGUACCAGCACAGGUGAAUACACAAUAAUGAGAGCACACUUUCACUUGAAGAGAAAGAUUGGUUAUUUUGUCAUCCAGACUUAUCUUCCAUGUAUUAUGACAGUGAUCUUAUCCCAGGUAUCAUUUUGGUUAAACAGAGAAUCUGUCCCUGCAAGAACAGUCUUUGGCGUCACUACAGUCCUUACCAUGACUACUUUAAGCAUCAGUGCCCGAAAUUCCCUACCAAAAGUGGCCUAUGCUACUGCGAUGGACUGGUUCAUAGCUGUGUGCUAUGCCUUUGUAUUUUCUGCAUUGAUUGAAUUUGCCACUGUCAACUAUUUUACAAAAAGAAGCUGGGCCUGGGAUGGCAAGAAAGCUUUGGAGGCUGCAAAAAAGAAGAAAAAAGAACGUGAAUUACUGGCAAAAAAAGCCAUUAAUGCAUACAAUGCUGGAAGGAUGACGCCCACAUUAAACAUGCCAAAGGACUCUACCCCUUCAGUCAUCUCCAACAUUGCUUCUAUUCCAGUAAAACCAGUUGAAAAACCCACCGAAAGCAAAAAGACCUAUAACAGCAUCAGUAAGAUCGAUAAGAUGUCCCGAAUAGUUUUCCCAGUCUUGUUUGGAACUUUUAACUUAGUCUAUUGGGCCACAUAUUUGAACCGGGAACCUGUUAUAAAAGGUGCUGCUUCUCCAAAAUAAAUGGAAGGACUUCCAGGUCAAGUUUUAGCCAUACUUGCAAAAACACAUGCUACCAAGGAGAAUCGGAAGUUCCAAAUGACUUUCUACCUUUGGGCAAUAUUCUUCAGGAAGUUUUUGCAUGUUUAACAAUAUGUACAAAAUUAUUCUUGCCUUGAUUUGUUUCUACAUGUAACCUCAGAGAAGUUUCUGACAAUUACAUUAAUGGCAGCAGACACAAGUCUUUCUAGGACAAAGGAAGACAUGGGACAUGGCUUCUAUGCUGCUGCAGAGUGUUUCGCCUUGAUAGUUUACAAAUGAAAUAGGGUAUAUUUUUAAACUGUUUGGGCCUAUUGCAUACCCGCAGGGUUGGUUUUUUUUUUAAUAUACUUUGAAUGUACAGUUGUGCAAAUAGGUGGAGAACUAUGGACUCUGCAGCUGCCAAAGCAUUUAUACACUCUGUUUCAGUGUUUGUCAGCACAGCAGCUUUCUGGCUAAGAGCCCCAACACUGCAGGCCCAGAAUUUGCACACACAAGGGGAUGCACAACUCCUCUCACUAGCAGAAUUCAGGAUUAGUGGCAAAUUGCACAGAUAUAUGCUCCCCCCUUGAUCGUUUUGAUGUGUAGAACAAUUGUCACAAAUCAGAUGCCACAGUUACAGAUGCCAUUUUGCCUCAUGCUCCUAAUGCUGCACUUUUCAGUGAAUCCAGUCAGCAGUUGGAAGUCUCUGAAAACUGUGCCCAUUUUUUCACCUUUCCUUCUAUAAUAAGCAGGUGUAUCAAACUGGCUACAUGUGUAGCCAUGAGCAUUUCUAAAUAUUAUUGGUCUCUGUGGAAAACAUAGGAUGGGCAUAAUAACUCCUGAAAUGACUAUAAUACAGAAGCCUCUUCAAUUUGAUGGCCACACCCAGUAUCAGCUGGAAGUGGCAUGCAUAUCGACACACACAUGCCACCUCUCCACCAUCUUGCAUUCACUGUAUGUGUAUAUUUUUUAAGAGUGUGUAUUUAUUUUAAGAGUGUGCAACAGCAACACCUGAGCACACUAUUAAUAACUUAAGAGUUCUCUGAUAGCACAUACCAGUAUAUCUCCUAAAAGACACUUGACCUUCACCCCCUGAGAACCUGUUCAGCAUUGAUGCUUGGCAUUGUUGGAGACAUCAUGAUAAGCAAAGGGUGAGUGGCAGGUGGGACAAAAUGUUGAGUCAAUAAGGGUCAUCAGAUCAGGAGAAGCAAUGUCAGCAGAGUCAUGGUGGCCUGCACCGGAUCGUGGGAUGGGGGUAAUGCUGCCCACAUGCCACAGGUUGUACACUUCUCUACAUGAUCGUAUUGAAUGAUAAGAUAUUGUAUAGUGCAUAUGCUUGUUGAAUACACCUUUGAUUUCUUCAUGAUCUGGAAUUAACCAAGUUUUAGUGGUCCAGAUCAAGUAACCUAUAUCCAUAUUCCAUAUCUUUGGAGUUACUGAAUAUUUCUUAGCAUUUGAAGUAUCUUGGGAAUGGACCACUACAGACUCUAGAUGUUUUGGAACUGCAUCCUCAACACUCCCUCACCAUCCUCUAGGGCUGAUGUGAGUUACAGGACAAAAACUUCUGGAAGGCUGCAAUUGCCCACCUUCAAUCUAUUUGGAAGAGUCAAGCCACACUACAAAUCAAAUGGCCACCACCCAGCCACAAAAGGCUCAAACAGCUUUAGAGUCUGGGUCUUAGAAGGAGUGAUGGCCUUAAUAUAUUCUUUCACUCAGGGUAAGAACGGAAGGCCACUACCCCUGUUCCUCAAAACAGGAAAAUGAAGUCUUUAUUAUUAUUAUU
Sceloporus undulatus (fence lizard) is the source of this 3379-nucleotide messenger RNA. It is a transcript of the gene GABRA5, whose product is annotated as gamma-aminobutyric acid type A receptor subunit alpha5. Gene Ontology annotation, biological process: chloride transport; regulation of postsynaptic membrane potential; monoatomic ion transmembrane transport. Lineage: Eukaryota; Metazoa; Chordata; Lepidosauria; Squamata; Phrynosomatidae. The record is from RefSeq and is a predicted model, not a curated record. The transcript has 10 exons. Gene Ontology annotation, molecular function: transmitter-gated monoatomic ion channel activity involved in regulation of postsynaptic membrane potential; GABA-A receptor activity; GABA-gated chloride ion channel activity. Bases 91 to 1599 code for a protein of 502 amino acids. Gene Ontology annotation, cellular component: neuron projection; dendrite membrane; synapse.